GAAAGGAAGCCCAUCUGUCCUCAGACCGGUGGUAAAGGAAUCACUUUSCAUCGUAGAGCGGGGCGUGUACUUACUAUUCAUAGUCCGCAAACCCGAACGCACAGGUUGCGGAUCUCAGGGAGUUUCUUAAAGUAACAACAGGUUUACCUGGGCACUUAUUAGAAAUGCGACUUGUAGAGUCUGAGGAUGAGCAAGAGCAGCUCCAGACAGAUGGGGACUCAGAGAGCGACAGCAGCCACMGCAGUCUGGACGAGGACUACGUUCCCAGGGGUCUGGGCCCCGGAUCAGGAAAGAAAGCCUUUACUGAUGAGGAGAGUUCAGCUGCUGAGUGGAAUUGUAGCCCUGCAAAGAGAAGAGCUUCAAGGAGGCAAUGUCGCUCUGCAUAUGCCUCUCCACUGUCAUCGCCCCUGACGUCUGCAUCCAAGACAUGGGAGGGAAGACGCACUUGUAGAAAGAAGGUCAACAAUGCAACUACACCCAAAAAUCGCUCCUCCUCUCGCAAUUCUCGCAAGAGACUCUUCAGUCCAGGCAGGAACACUCGGAGCAGAAAGCGCCAAAGACGACACUUGGGGCCAGACAAAGAUGGAGAUGAUGGAGACCGCUGGCGAAAUAUUGAUGAGGAAGACGCCGAGCCUCCUCAGGCACGGUUCCGACCACAGAGGGAUGUAGGUCCUCAGCUGAACAGAACAGCUAGUUACACACCACUUGAGCUGUUUCAGCUGUACUUCACUACUACGGUAAUUGAUACACUGGUAAGAAAUACUAAUACAUACGGGGAAAAGAAAUGCCAAGGCCAGAGGGAAAGCUGGGUGCCUGUUACAGCAGCAGAUAUGUAUUCUUACAUCUGCCUUGUCCUCUACAUGGGCAUUGUACCACUGAAAACUCUGAAAGAGUUCUGGAGAGGAUCUACGUUAUUCAGUCUGCCAUUUCCUGCUUCUGUCAUGCCUUGCAGACGUUUCCUAGCCAUAUCCCGCAGCCUGCAUAUGAAUGAUCCCGCUAAGGAAGCAGCUAACGACCAAAAGAAGGGAACACUGGGUUAUGACAGACUCUUUAAGAUAAAGCCACUGUAUGAGCAGAUCCUGGAAGCCUGUCACACUCACUUUCACCCACACCAGCACAUCUCUAUAGAUGAACGAAUGGUGGCGAGCAAAGCAAGGUUUGGAUUUAAGCAGUACAGCAGAAAUAAGCCAACGAAAUGGGGAUUUAAGCUCUACGUGUUGGCAGACUCAAUAUGUGGCUACACCUUGAAUUUUUUUGUUUAUGUGGGAAAAGAUGGGGAACCCACAGGGAAGGGGAUAAGCUAUGACGCUGUGAUGAGACUACUGAACAUUCCCUUUCUAGGCAAAGGCUACAAGCUCUAUGUUGACAACUUUUACACUAGUCCAGCUCUGUUUCUUGACCUUCUUAAAAGGAAAAUCUGGGCCUGUGGCACUAUUCGCUCCAACAUAGCAGGUUAUCCCAAAGAAAAGACAAACAACAUGCCGUACAAAACGCCCAGAGGAACCAUUAGGUGGAUCAGAAAAGGGGAUCUGCUGUUUGUUAAGUGGUUUGACACCAGGGAGGUAACGAUGUGCACCACUAUGCACAAAGCUUACAGCAAUGAUAUGGCAAAGCGGAAAGUGAAAAACAAAGAGGGACAGUGGACAGUUAAGCAUGUUCCCAUUCCAGGCUGUGUCAAAGAUUACAACAAGCACAUGGGGGGUGUUGACUUAUCCGAUGCACUUAUUGGUUAUUACAACGUCCUUCACAAGACACAGAGAUGGUACAAAACCUUGUUCUACCACUUUGUUGACAUAGCAACAGUAAAUGCCUUCAUCCUCCACAAAGAAAUGUGCAAAAUGCAAAAUCGACCAACAGGUACACAGAAACUCUUCAGGGAAAAACUCAUUUUGUCCCUGGCUCAGAUAGGCUCUACUCCACGCCGGGCAGGUCCACAAAACCUUAUGCUGUCCAUCUUUCCGUUUGGAAUGCCCCCUAUGCCUCCAAUGAACAUCAAACCUGGUGCAUCAACCACAGCGCCACCGUCCUCCUCUUCUGAUGCGGUGCUUGGCUCGGCUCCUUCCUGCCCUGUGGAAGUCAGCCAGAAUGCUUCCACUGGUGAGGCAGCUGUUGCAGAGUGUGAUGCCCCAGGUCUAGGGCACCUACCUGCUUACUUUUUUGAACAAAUGAGCAAUGUGGCCUCCAGAAAUCGGGCCACCGCUGGAAGGAGGUCAUGUGUGGUCUGCAAGAGAAAAUCACCUGUCUACUGCAGCACUUGUCACAAGACUCUUUGUUUCACAACUCUAAGAAACUGCUACAGUAAAUGGCACAGAAGCAACAACAUAUGUGUCUAAUAAUGAACAAAACUGACUAACAGGUACAUCUUUAUCAAUAGUUUACCCUCAUUCUUCCGUUUUUGAAAAAAACAUCCAAGGAUACCGAGCGUUACUUAGUAGUAUUGUUUAUGGUCAAGCAGCAUGCUUAAACAGUUAUAAAGAUAGCGUCCUCACACUGUACUAAUGUGAGGAAAGGAAGUAUAUGAAGCAGUGCUGAUUUUCCCCACUUACAGAAAGCAGAGAGUUGUGAUUCUUGUGUUAGAUGCAGCUCA
This is a messenger RNA of Poecilia reticulata (guppy), 2587 nucleotides long. The record is from RefSeq and is a predicted model, not a curated record. Lineage: Eukaryota; Metazoa; Chordata; Actinopteri; Cyprinodontiformes; Poeciliidae.